UGUAGGAAGUGGGUUAUUCAGAUUCUCCUGGUCGACAACAUAUUAACCAAAACAAACCUUCUGUUUCUAUGCAUUAAACAAAGAAAAACUGAAAGCAGCGGCUUAGCAUUUGACAACUUAUUUAGACUAUCAGACGAGUCGUCGCUCUCGUGGAUUGACAAGUUACGUCAAUGAGUCGCAGUCGGAACCCCCCAAACCGGGGUCAGGGUGCAGCACGGGCCAAACAGAUGGGGCUGCUUCUUGACCUGAACCCUGAUGGAGGCAUGGAGGAUGUCGGAAAUGAUGAUGAGCUUGAGGCUGAACUGUUAAAGAUUGUUGGGGGAGGAGAAAAACCACGGGGGAAGAAAGAAGGAGCCGGCAGGGCUCCGGUUGCCAUGGCUGAAAUUGAACGAAUGGCAGCUCUUUGCAUGAAAGACCUGGACGAUGAAGAUAUGGAUGAUGAAGACGUGGAUGAUGAUGAAGACCUGCUGGCAGAGUUGAAUGAUGUUUUGGAAGAUGAUGAUGAUGGAGACGAAACCCCUGCUGCAAGCCCUCCAGCUGUCACUCCAAGUGUCCCUAAAAAGCAAGCAACAUCCCAGAGUUCUCCUGCCACUGCCCCAAGUGGUGCAGGGGGGGUGGAGUCGCUGCUGUCAGAGCGCAUAGAAAUGUACCAGACGGCCAUCUCUAAUGCAAAGGCUUCGGGGGAGUCCAGUAAAGUUCGUCGAUUUGAGCGAGGUCUAAAGACGCUGCAGUCCAUGCUGACGUCUGCCAAGAGAGGAAAACCUGUCAACGAGCAGGAGAUCCCGCCUCCUGUUGCUCUUGGUGUAAAGCGCAACGCGACAUCAGAAGCAGAAAUAAUCCAAGAACGACAACCUCCAGAGCCCACGCUGGUGCCUUCUCCUCCUGUUAAUCAGAAGCCUCUCCGUGAGCCCGCACCAGCUCCUUCUAAUAUCAAGCCGCUCCAUCUGACCCCGCCACAAAAACCCACUGUUGCACUCACACCUGACACUCCUGCCAUCUCUCCUCUCACCCCCAACGUGCAAGAUGCUGGGGAUUCAGAAGUGAAGCAGGCGGUGUUGUCCCGACAGAGAGAGUACAAGCUGGCUGCCAUAAACGCCAAACACAGUGGUGAUAUUGGACAAGCCAAACACUUCUACGUCAUCGCCAAGAAGUUCGAUUCAUACGUGGAAGCGUUAGACAGAGGAGAACCAUUCGAUCUGGACUCUUUGCCGCCACCUCCUGGAGAUGUUGCACCCGUACAAUCCUCACCUUCUCCUACUCAGGCUUCCCCGAUGGCUUCCCCUGCUGCCCCUGCGUCUAACCAGACAGAUAAAUCUGAACUGCCUGCACCAACCAGUGUGGCUGAAGCGUUGCAGCAACGGAUGGACAUCUACAAGUCGGCUGCAGAGGCUGCGAAAAGCAAAGGAGAUGACAGGAAAGCUCGCAUGCACCUGCGUAUUGUCAAACAAUACCAAGACAGCAUGAAAGCCCAUAAAGCCGGACGGAAUGUCAACUUGUCCGAUCUUCCAAUCCCUCCAGGUUGUCCACCUCUCAAAGGCUCAGAGAGUGAACAGCAGAGUUUCAUCGGUGUCCUGGAGAACGCCAUGAAACUGGUUAAUCAGGAUCCAGACGCAGAGGAUGAGGACGAACCGAAAGAGGCUGCCAAGCCUGCACCUCGUCCAGCUGCACCGAAAGCUAAAUCUCCAGCUGCUCAAGAAACUGGAGCCACUUCAAACCUAAAACCAGGGUCUAAAGCCCAGCAACAAAUAGAUUUCCUGUUGUUGAAGCGGCAAGUGUUUAUGCGAGCUGCGCUUCGUUCAAAGCAGCUGAAGGACAUGUCAGCUGCAACACAGCACCUGAGACACGCCAAGGGACUGGACCCCAUGAUCACUGCUGCCAAGUCAGGAUUCCCUGUUGACAUUACCAAGGUUCCUGUAACUCCAGUCAGCGAGAAUGAGUAUUCACUGGGUCAUUCUCGCUCCUCACCUCACUCCGCUCGCGCCAGUGAACAGUUCCACGGCCUCCUGGAGCUGUUGAGGAAGCAGCACGAGAAAUGUCUCAAUAACUCCCAGGAGUUUACAAAGCUAGGCGACGUGGGUGAAGCUCUUAAGUUUGAGAGGCUCAUUGAGGAGUGCGGUAAAAACGUGGAGAUCUUAAAGAAUGCGUACUCUAAAGGCCAACCCGUCCCCAAGUGCCGCACCGAGGAGAGGACCUUUAAGACUGUCAAGACCUACCAAAACCUGGCCCCCAACGACAUGAUGCUGUACAUCAUUAGAGGCAUAAACCUCCCAGCUCCCUCGGGUGUCUCACCUCAUGAUCUCGACGCCAGCGUGAAGUUUGAGUUUCCCUUUCCCAGUUCGGAGGAGGCUCAGAGGGAUAAAACCGCAACAAUAAAAAACACUACUAACCCGGAGUUCAAGGAGACGUUCAAGCUCAAUAUCAACCGGUCACACCGAGGAUUCAAGCGUGUGAUCCAGUCCAAAGGAUUGAAGUUUGAAAUCACCCACAAAGGUGGCCUCUUUAAAACUGACAAGCUGGUGGGGACAGCUCAACUCAAACUGGAGCCUCUGGAGAACCACUGUGACCUCAGAGAGAUCAUCGAUGUGAUGGAUGGGCGUAAGGCAACAGGUGGGAAGCUGGAGGUCCGGGUGAAGAUCAGAGAGCCAAUAUCUGGAGUGGAUUUCAACUCUGUGACGGAGAAAUGGGUGGUGCUGGAGCCCGUCUCCUCCCUCUCCCCUCCUGAGAGGCAGAAGCCGAGGGCGCCAUCCCCCAGGUCCAAACCCAGACAUGAAUCGAGCAGCAGGAGCAGCCAUCAAGACCAUUCUCCGCCACGAUACAAACUCCAUAGUUUCAGUCUUCUGAAUUACGACAGGGAGCGGCUGGAGAGGAAGCUUGCAGAGUACAGGAAGAACCGCCGCGACCCUCCAUCCGACCUCAUCCAUCAACACAAAGAGAUCAUACACAGACUGCAGUGGCAGAAAGCGCAGCUGGAACGCGGCUCUCCGUCUCUGCUCUCAGAGUAUGAGAACGUUCUACGCCGGUUCGUCCAAGGACUCACUGACUCGGUGAAGAAAUACUCCAGCCAAGACAACAGGGACGCUGCCAAGGAUGCUCUCGGCCGGCUGAAGAUGGUUGAGAAUGAGUUGGAUUCCCUAAAACGGAAGCGCCAUGAUCGAAGCUGAAACGCCAUCAUAUAGCUGUUUCUCAUGAGGACUCUCUUAAACACUACAAUCUUUCAAAAAAAACAAGCUCCUUCACUCUAUUUUUCAAGGUAUCAUAUACAGCUGCAAAUGCUUGUGUUCUAAAUGCCCCCCCGUGAUUGAGGGACAGAUUGAUCUGAGGGGUUCACUCUGGGUAUCACAUUUUUAAUGAUGAAAUAUGACCAAAUAUGUCACUGCAUUCUCAAGUGUGUUUAACCAAUGGACAAAGGUCUGUUUAACCUCUUUUCCUGCAUUAUAAUGUGUGCAUUGAUCCUAAUCUAAUCUGUCUGCUCCAGUGUUCACAGAUUACAGUAAUCUGCACCAUUUGGAGUGGUGUGAUAUGGGAAUAAAAAAAAAAAAAAAAAAAAAAAGAAAACAGGCUUGGGGGUGCCACAGCCAACAUCCCAUAAUGAGGGAUUAGUGUUUGUGUCACCAAGGAGACGCCAAGAUCAGACGUAGUCGCCUUUAGGUUUUUUUAAGGGGGGGGUGGUGUUAACAGCGUGCCAUGAAUACGGCGGCGGCUUAGCUCUGCAAAAGCUGCUUCCUUUUCUUCCUCAUCAGCUUUUUCCUCAUUGUCGUCUCCCUCUCUUGCACUUUCUCCACUCUAAUUCCUUCGUGUCGGGCAGGAGAUUAUUCCAAAUUUUGAGUAAUGCGCCGUUCUGUUUGGAUUUUCUUUAAACUCUUAGACAGACUUAAGACCAAUGUCAAUUACAAAAUAAUUAACGGCUGUGAUGGACAGACUCUGGUGUCUGAGGUGACAAAGAGCUCCGCAGCAGCAGCCAAACCGUUUGCCCUCAAGAAGAGAUGUGUCACUGUGACUGCUUGAGUGUUGGUGUAAUUGGAUUCUUAUGUCAUCUUCUCCUGGCUGGAGUGGCUCAUCUCACGUACGUUUGUAUUAAAGGAGCCUUAACUGUAUGUUAUUUAACAGCAACGACAGUUUGACUUCAGCUUUCUGAUUUUUUUUUUCCUAUUGUCACAGGAUAUAUUUGGGUGCUCAGCUAUAUCUCUAUUAUCUCAUUUUAUAUCCAUUCAAAGCACUCAAUAUUUUUAUGUUACCAUAAUUUGUAUUCACACCGUCUUUUGUGUGAGAAAAGUCAGUGUUUUCUGCCAGCUGAGGGCAGUUUAGGAACACUAGCGUCAUCUUUGCAUGGUCAUGUCGCCAUGACCCAAAAUGUUUAUGUAUACUGACGUUAGUCAAACUGCAAAGGCCUGAAACAAGGCUCACUCCAUGACAUCAUAGCGUGUCUUGUUCCCCCACUCCAUCCAGGUAAAACUGCAUUAUUUGAUUUUAAAUCCGCUGGUAUGUACUGUUCUGUCGUUGGAAAUCAACAUACAUGUAUAUAUUUGUAUUGACAAAGUGAUCAGAAACACUAUCUCUAUUUUUAAGCGGUGGUGAGUUUGCUUUCAUUAUGUGAUGAGUCUGCUGACUUGAAUAAAAGGGAGAAAUGA
Messenger RNA from Synchiropus splendidus (mandarinfish), 4628 nucleotides. Its product is annotated as coiled-coil and C2 domain-containing protein 1A-like. Gene Ontology annotation, molecular function: DNA-binding transcription repressor activity, RNA polymerase II-specific; RNA polymerase II cis-regulatory region sequence-specific DNA binding. The transcript has 28 exons. Gene Ontology annotation, biological process: regulation of transcription by RNA polymerase II. The record is from RefSeq and is a predicted model, not a curated record. NCBI's taxonomy places the organism in Eukaryota, Metazoa, Chordata, Actinopteri, Syngnathiformes, Callionymidae. Gene Ontology annotation, cellular component: nucleus. The coding region runs from base 171 to 3161 and encodes 996 amino acids.